Molecule: messenger RNA, 10698 nt
Organism: Herpailurus yagouaroundi (jaguarundi)
Lineage: Eukaryota; Metazoa; Chordata; Mammalia; Carnivora; Felidae
Gene: MYO15B
Product: myosin XVB
Exons: 64
Coding region: 1245-10292 (3015 amino acids)
Cellular component (GO): myosin complex; cytoskeleton
Molecular function (GO): ATP binding; cytoskeletal motor activity; protein binding
Source: RefSeq, a predicted model, not a curated record
AAGUCAGGCAGACCCAGUCCUCAAACACUGGCUUCACCUGUGACCGACUGUGUGACCUUGGGCAGAUGACCUCACUCUUGUGCUCUAGUUUACUUACCUAUAAAACAGGGCAUAAUCAUAGGGCCUGCCUCAGAGGGUGGUAAGGAUUAAAUGAGAGUCUGUAAAAUCGCUCGGCGCCUUAACACCCAACCAAAGGAGGUGAAAGUUACCAAGUUAUGGUGGCUGGUGGUAGGGGCCAGGAGAGGAGGAGACGGUUCCCGAGGGAGGGAGGGAGGGAGAGUGGAGCAUGGUCAGAGGAGGACUCACACAGACUGGAGGAGCAAAGCAGGUGAAGGAAAGAAUGGGGAAAGUGGGAGCCAGAGGUGAAAGCUGGGCUUGGAGGGAGAGUCCCCUCUCCCUGGGAGGCUCUGGGAAGACAGCUGGCCACACCCACGCAACUGAGUGAGCUACAGGCCCCGGCCUGGAUCAAUAGGGUAGAGAGGAGGGCACCAGGAAGGCAAGAGAUUGGAGAUACAUCAGAUACGUUGUAAUGGGCCAACGAAAGUCAAGUUUACUGCUGAUGGUAGCCCCUCACACCUGUUCUCCAGCGGGCCUUGGGAGCCAGACUGCCCGGGUUGGCGUCCCACCUCUGACCACCACUGACACUUGGCUGUGUGCCUCAGUCGCAUCAGCCAUAAAACGGGAAUCCUUAGGGCACCCACCUCUUAGCAUGCUUCCAAGAAUUAAAUGACUCCAUAGUAAAGUGUUUAAAACAGUGGCUGGCAUAUAAUAAGCCCGGAAGUGUUAGCUCUUUGCUGAUACUAUUGAGGCCAAGGGGACGAAGGAAGGAGAGUGGGUAUCCCUUAGAGUCCCCAGGAUGAUGGUCCAGACAGGCUCAUUGAAAGGGGGGCAAACAGUGAAAGGGGAGCAGAGCACGUGGGUCCCUGCAGCUUGGCACAGUGCCAGGCUGGCCUGGCUGGCAGUGCCUCCCAGGUGGCACAGUUGCCCCGUCCUCGGCCUUUGAUGCUGAAGCGUCUCCUCUUUCCUGGGCGGCCUCCACUCCUUUGUUGGUCUAAGGGGUCAGGACCCCGCGGCCAACUGCAUAAUUAAUGCUCUUGAGUAAGGCUGGAGCCCCCAGGGGGUAGACUGCCUGUAGAGCCAGAGCAGAACGGGUGUGGGCGCUGCCAAGAGCUGAGGGCACUGCGGGCUAAGGUCUUCAGGGCGAGGACAGAGACCCCGAGAAGCCCCUCUUCACUGGGCCCGCCAUGGGUGGGAGCAAAGGUAAAGCGUCCCAGCGCCAGGAGGGCCCCAGGAGGCCGGUCUCAGGGGAGCAGGAGUCCCGGUCGGGCAGCGCCCACUGCGCGCCCAGCCAGGAAGGCGGACAGGGUCUCGGUAAGGCCCGAAGGACCAGACCGGUCUUGGAACCGGUCACUGCGGGAAGCCACAGGACCCACGCUGGCCGCCGGAAGCCCACCGCAGAGCGGAACGGCGGCUGCAGACGGUCAGGGGCUGGGCCGCCAGCAGAGGCCCAGGGGAGACUAGGCAGUGCGCGGCGUCCGGGUCGCGGAUCUAAGGAGAGCCGCGAGCCCCGGGAGGACCGUGGCGGGCGCCUGGAGGAAGAGAGUCUCUCCCGAGAAGGGACAACGAGUGAGCUCUGCCGCCGCAGGAGGAGAGGAAAAGGGCGGGGACCCUCGGCUCGGCAGGGUUGCCGGGAGACUCGGAGCCUGCAUGGGGACACGUCGGGUGGAGACGGGGGCAGCUCUUGCCCGGACAGCGAAACCCGCGAGGCCCAGGAGAGCGACAGCCAGAGCACUGGGGCCCCAGAGCUGCGACCCAAGCCGGAGCAAAAGGACACGGUCCUGGGAGACACCCAAACCGAGUCGGAGCCAGAGCUGGAACCCGGCGAACGCCCCAGCAGCGACGGCGGGGGCAGCGCUGAACCCCGGAGCCGGGAAGGGUCGUCGGGGGUGGGACCCCAGGGAGAGAAGGAGGAUUCCGGGACAGUCACGGAAUCGAGUCUGGAGGGGGCCGGACCUGGAGGGGGCCCACGGACAGCCCCAGGAACGGCGAGCCAAGCCACCGAAGCCGAAGAGACUAGGCCGGGCAAAAAACCCAAGGCCCCCAGCCCCCUUGAGGGCAGCCCAGAGUGCGUCUCCCGGAGCUCGAGGGCUUCUCGGGACCCCAGGCUGGCCCGGGACACAAGAAACAGCGAGGCGCGGCCGGAGGCUGAGUCGCAGGGCGCCGAGCCGGGAAGAGCCGAGGCCUCCGGGACUCGGCGCCUCCAGGUCGGAAAGGCGGUGGGGGAGGUGCAAGUGGCGGCAGGUGAGAGCGAAUCUGGGGCUGGAGGGGGAGACGGGCCCCGGGACCCAGCGCCGCUGGCCGCCCUCGUGGCGCUCCGCAGGCUCCGCGCGAAAUCCCCGGCAGGCCCCGCUCCCCAGGCCGCCGCUUCGGCUCCCCGCCGCGCCGGCCUUAGAGAGCGGCUGCGGCGCGUGGCGCGCGCCCUGGGUCUGCUGCGGCCUCCCCCUGGCGGCGGCUCGAGCUCCCCACAGCCUUCGAAGAGCCCAGCUCUCGAGGGCCCUUCUGAGGAUGAGGACCGGACUCCGGAUCCCAAGUUCGCGGUCGUGUUCCCCAGGAUGCACAGGACCGGGAGGGAGUCGAGCAGUCGGAGCUCAGAGGAAGCGUCCGCGGACGCCCCAGCCCGGGGGGGACGCGUUUGGCCUUGUGAAGGGGCUUCGGGGGACAGGGAGGGGCGCAGGGCGAGUGGAGAAAGUGUGGCCGGGCCCCGCCGGGGCUCUCUCCUCGGCCCUGCUCCCCGCGACGAGUCCCCACUGGACGAGAGCGGCUCCAGCAGUGAAGCGCGGCCGGAAACCUUGGAGGCCGAGGCUCCGGUCCACUGGACUCAGAGCUCAGAACCCCGCGAGGACCCCGGACUUGACACCGACGACGCGCUGCUGCCUCGACUCACCUUGGAGACCCACCUGCGGUGGGAGAGAAGCCCGGGCCCCUGCGGGCCUCCGAGGGGGCGGUGGGUGCCAGACGAUGAGGCUGAGGAGGCGCUGGAGAGGGACCUGGAGCUGAGCCUCGGGCCGGGCCUGGAGGUACCGCCCUCCCUGGGAGCGGAGGGCAGGAGCCUUGCGGAAGGCCUGGAAGACACGGACGACCUGGCUCGGCUGCGACCAGUGUGUAACAGCUCUGUGCUGCUGUGCCUCAAGAAGAGGUUUCACCUGGGCCGAAUCUACGUACGGGGGCACCUGGGGAGGACAUUUGGGGGACCCUUUCUGCUCUCCCUGAACCCCCGCCGGCCCCUGCCUCUCUUCUCAGCUGAGGUCCUGGCCAGCUACCACCCCAAGAAGGCCCUUAACACCACCCCACACAUCUUCGCCACUGUGGCGUCAGCCUAUCGCUUGUCUCAGAGCACUGGGCAGGGCACAUGCAUUCUCCUCGGUGGGCACAGUGGCUCAGGGAAGACAGAAGCUGCCAAAAAGAUUGUGCAAUUCCUAAGCAGCCUGGAGCAGGAGCAAACAAGGGACAGAAGAUGUCAGCUGGACGGUGUGCUGCUGAUGCUUCGCAGCUUUGGCCACGCCAAAACAGUCCUCAAUGCAAACGCCAGUCGCUUCGGCCAGGUCUUGCGUCUCUGCCUGCAGCGUGGGGUCAUCGUGGGAGCUUCUGUGUCACAUUAUCUGCUGGAGGCCUCGAGGGUGGUGUUUCAGGCCCAGGCUGAACGGAGCUUCCAUGUUUUCUACGAGUUGCUGGCGGGGCUGGACCCUGUGGCACGGGAGCAGCUCUCCCUACAGGGGCCAGAGACCUACUACUACCUGAACCAGGGCCAGGCCUGCAGGCUCCAGGGCAAGGAUGAUGCCCAGGACUUCGAAGGACUUCUGAAGGCCCUGCAGGUGCUGGUCACGCGCCCUGAGGAGCUGACUGCAGCCUGGGCCAUGCUGGCCGCCAUCCUGCAGCUGGGCAACGUCUGCUUCUCCUCUUCAGAGUGGGAGUCCCAGGAGGUGGCUGCUGUGUCCAGCUGGGCCGAGAUCCACACGGCAGCCCGGCUGCUGCUGGUGCCACCAGAGCGCCUGGAGGGGGCUGUCACCAGGAAGGUCACGGAGACAGCCUAUGGCUGGGUCUGCAGAUCUCUGCCGGUGGAAAGCGCCAUUGAUGCCAGGUGGCCCCAGGGGCGGGAGAGAGCUAUAGCCGGGCCCAGCUCGCUACUGCACUGGCUCACUCACCACGCCCACAGGGACGCCCUGGCCAAGGCCCUGUAUUCACGGCUUUUCACUUGGCUUCUGGGGAGGACCAACGCGCAGCUGGCACCACCCAGGGAGGGAGAGAGCAUGGACACCGUCACCGUCGUGGACGUCUAUGGCUUUGAGGCCCUGCGGGUGAAUGGCCUGGAACAGCUGUGCAAUAACCUUGCCAGCGAGCGCCUGCAGCUCUUCACCAGGCAGACGCUGCUGGCCCAGGAGGAGGAGGCCUGUCAGCGAGAAUUGCUGCCCUGGGUGCCCGUUCCCCAGCCUGUGAGGGAGACCUGCCUGGACCUCCUCGUAGACCAGCCCCACAGCCUCCUGAGUAUCCUGGAUGCCCAGACAUGGCUGUCCCAGGCCACAGACCACACCUUCCUCCAGAAGUGCCACUAUCACCAUGGCAGUCACCCCUGCUAUGCCAAGCCCCAGCUGCCCCUUCCUAUCUUCACCGUGAGGCAUUACGCUGGGACCGUCACCUACCAGGUUCACAAGUUUGUGGACAGAAACCGGGAUCAUCUUGACCCUGCCGUGGUGGAAAUGCUUGCUCAGAGCCAGCUCCAGCUGGUGGGCAGCCUGUUCCAGGAAGCAGAGUCCUGGUCUGGGGAUGGGCGAGGCAAACCCACGCUGGCGUCUCGCUUCCAGCAUUCUCUGGAGGACCUCCUAGCCCAGUUGGGCAGGAGCCAUGUCUAUUUCAUCCAGUGCCUCAACCCCAACCCGGGAAAGCUUCCGGGUCUCUUUGAUGUAGAACACGUGGCAGAGCAGCUGCUCCAGGCAGGCAUCCUGGAGGCAGUGUGUACCCGCAGUGCCAACUUUCCUGUGCGUGUGACCUUCCAGGCUUUCUUGGCCAGGUUCCGGGCCCUGGGGACAGAGGGGCAGGGAGAGUCCUCAGACCGGGAGAGGUGUGGCGCCAUCCUGAGCCAGGUGCUGGGGGCUGAGUCGCCCCUCUGUCACCUGGGAGCCACCCAGGUCCUGCUGCAGGAGUCCGGCUGGCGGCAGCUGGAGUGGCACUGGGCCCGGCAACGCUCCCAGGCCCUGCUCGCCCUGCACCGCAGCCUGCGCGCAUGCAUCUCUCGCCAGCGCCUCCGCCUCCUCCUCCUGCCACGGAUGCAGGCGCGCGUGCGAGGGCUCCAGGCCAGGAAGCGGUACCUCCGGCGGCGGGCGGCUCUGGGACAGCUGAACACCAUCCUGCUGGUGGCCCGUCCCCUGCUCUGGAGGUGGCAGAGACGGCAGCUUGGGCGUUGGCGUGGUUGGCACAGCAGGAGGACCUCCGAGAAAGCUCCAAGCAUGGAACUGGGACGCUUGGAGAUCCCGGCUGAGCUGGCCGUCAUGCUGAAGGCGGCAGAAGGCCGUCAACAUGUUUUGGCUGAUAGCAUCACGGAGUCGAUGCCCCCGGAAGUGCCUGUCCGGCCCAAGCUGACCCUCCCCCCCGACAUUGACCGGUUUCCGUUCUCCAGCUUCAUAUCCAUUAGCUUUCAGGAGCCAUCCCUGCCCCACCCUGGGCAGCCACUGACCAAGCCCCUGACCCGGCUGGUCGGGGAGAACCCUCAGCAUGCCCUGGAUAUCAACAAGGUGCUGCUGCGGCUCCUGGGGGACGGGUCCCUGCCCUCCUGGCAGGAGCAGACCAUGGGCGAAUACCUGGUGCGACAGGGGCAGCGCCGACCAGGGCUGCGGGACGAGAUCUUCAGCCAGCUCGUGGCCCAGAUCUGGCACAACCCGGACGAGCAGCAGAGCCAGCGCAGCUGGGCCCUCAUGGCCAUGCUGCUCAGCGCUUUUCCCCCAAUGCCCACCCUGCAGAAGCCACUGCUCAAGUUUGUGUCCGACCAGGCCCCCACAGGCAUGGCAGCACUGUGCCAGCACAAGCUCCUGGGGGCCCUGGAGCAGAUGCGGCUGGCCCCCGGGAUGGCACGCGCCCACCCGCCCACCCAGCUCGAGUGGACAGCCGGACGGCGGCGGGGCCGCAUGGCACUGGACGUCUUUACGUUCGAUGAGGAGUGCUACUCAGCCGAGGUGGAGUCCUGGACCACGGGGGAGCAGUUCGCUGGGUCUAUUCUGCAGAGCAGAGGCCUGGAGGUGCCCCCCCGUGGCUGGUCCGUGUCACUGCACUCCAGGGAUUCCUGGCAGGAUUUGGCGGGCUGUGACUUCGUGCUGGACCUCAUCGGCCAGACUGAGGACCUGGGGGACCCCGUCAGUCCUCGCAGCUACCCCAUUGCCCCCCGUGGCUUACCUGAGGACAUCCCCCCCGCCCCUGGCAUCCAGGCCCCCUCACUGCCCCCAGAUCCACCUCCGGGUCCGCCCCCAACACUGUCCAGCAGGAGCCACACAGCCGAGUCUCAGGUCUCAGGGAGUCUGGACGGCUUCCUGGACCACCUCUUCGAGCCGGUCCUCUCCCCAGGCCGCAGCGAUCUGGAGCAAGGCUGGGCUCUGAGCAGCCGCAUGAAGGGAGGGGGCGCCAUUGGGCCCAUGCAACAAGGCAGCUACCCCAUGGUUUACCCAGGGAUGAUGCAGAUGCCCGGAUACCAGCCGGCCAUGAUGCCUGCAGCCAUGCCCAUGAUGCCGGCGGUGGGCGCAGUCCCUGCCAUGCCAGCCAUGGUGGUGCCGCAGCAGCCACAGCCGCAGCCCCUGCUUCCCGGUGUGGACCCGAGGCAGCUGGCGGCCCAGCAGCAGAACUUCAUCAACCAGCAGGCGCUGAUCCUGGCCCAGCAGAUGACCACCCAGGCCAUGACCCUGUCGCUGGAGCAGCAGACGCAUCAGCGUCAGCGCCAGUCAGAGGCCCAGACCCGUGGAGCUGCUGCCCCGACCUCACCCCCACCCGUCACCCCCAGCCCCAAGCCCAAGAAGCCCCUGGUUCCACGGGAGGAGCCGGAGCAGGAGCUGGAAUCGGAGAUCUCCCAGGAGCCCCGAGACAAGCCCCGGAGGCCUAAGAGCUUCCAGCAGAAACAGGACUUUUUCCAGAAACUGGGGCAGCAGCAGAUCAAGGUGAAGACAGUGAAGCCGCCGGCCAAGAUACAGAUCCCCCAGGAGGAGGAGCAGGACGAGGAGCAGGACGAGGAGGAGCCCAGAGCAGUGCCAUCCCCUCCUCCUCCCCCUAUAGUGAAGAAGCCACUGGCACGAGGGGGGGCCAAAGCCGCACGAGAGGCUGAGGCUGAGCCGGCCCAGGAGGCGGGGCCUGGUGCUGAUCCGGAGCCCGCACAGGACAGAGACCUGGUCCGCAGCUCGGACCCCGCGCCCCGACGGCGGGCAGAGCCCAGCAGGGAGAUCCGCAACAUCAUCCGCAUGUACCAGAGCCGCCCGGGUCCUGUUCCUGUGCCAGUGCAGCCAUCCAAGAGGCCCCCAACGUCUUUCAUGAAGAAAAACAACCCCAAGGAUGAGGCUCUGGCUAAGUUGGGGAUCAGUGGUGCCCACACAUCCACAUCGGUGCUGUCACCCAGCCCAAAGAAGGGCCCCCCGCCACCUGUGGCCCCUCGACCCAAGGUCCCAACACAGCUUGGGCCCUCCAACUCCAUCAAGGAGGACCAGGGUCUGUUUGGCCAGACUCCACCCACUGCCCAUGCACCACCACCUCCUCCAGCGCCCCCACUGCCUGGGGAACCAGGGACCCUUUCAGCGGAGCCCCGUGGCUUGAUGGAGCCCAUGGAGGACCAGGGGGUCUCCACCCAGCUGCUCGUGCCCUCUGGCAGCGUGUGUUUCUCCUACGUCGGUGCGCCCUGGAGGCUGUUCCUACGCAAGGAGGUGUUCUACCCCCGGGAAAACUUCAGCCAUCCCUACUGCCUCCGGCUGCUCUGUGAGCAGAUCCUGAGGGACACCUUUGCCGAGUCCUGCAUCCGGAUCUCCCAGGAUGAGCGGCACAAAAUGAGAGAGCUAUUGGGAGACCUGGAGGUGGGCCUAGAUUCGCUCAGUACCACCGAGGACAACGUCAAGAAGCGCAUCGUGGUGGCCGCUCGGGACAACUGGGCCAAUUAUUUCUCCCGAAUCUUCCCUGUCUCGGGUGAGAGUAGCAAUGACGUGCAGCUGCUGGGCGUGUCCCACCGGGGGCUGAGGCUGCUCAAGGUGACCCGAGGCCCCAGCGUCCACCUCAACCAGCUGAAGACUCUCUGCUCAUACAGCUUUGCUGAGGUGCUGGGCGUGGAGUGCCUGGGCAGCUCCACUCUGGAGCUGUCACUAAAGGCUGAGCAGCUGGUGUUGCACACGGCCCGGGCAGGUGCCAUCAAGGCCACGAUUGAGCUGUUCCUGAGUGAGCUCAAGAAGGACUCUGGCUAUGUCAUCGCCCUGCGAAGCUACAUCACCGAUGACCACAGCCUCCUCAGCUUCCACCGUGGGGACCUCAUCAAGCUGCUGCCAGUGGCCGCUCUGGAGCCCGGCUGGCAGUUCGGCUCCACCGGGGGCCGUUCUGGACUCUUUCCCGCCAACAUGGUUCAGCCAGCUGCUGCUCCAGACUUUUCCUUUUCGCCAGAGAGGAGUGGCCGGCACAUGAGUCAGCUGCAGCACGGAGAGCCGGGGCUGGCUCGGUGGGAGAGGGCCACGGAGCGCCAUGCCCACCCCCGGAGCCGGACACACAGUGACAACUCCGAGGCCACCAGCUCGACCCACUCUGCGGCCUACCUCUUUCUGUCCACGGAAUCCCACAACUACACCAUGCAGGAAUUUGCCCUGAACCACUUCCGGAAGCCUCAGACCUUGCUGGACCAGACACAUGGAGAUGCUAAGAAGGCCAUGGCCAGCCUGGUGCAAUACACCAAGGCUCCCAUACAAGAAUCGCUCAUCAGCCUCAGUGAUGAGGAUGCCAACAGGCAGGCUGUGGAAAGCUUCCAGGUUCUGAUGCAGUUCAUGCAGGACCAGCCCAAGCCCCGGGGCAAGAAUGAGUCGGAGCUCCUUUACGAGCUGCUGAGGCUGUGUCGGGAGGAGAACCUCAGGGAUGAGAUUUACUGCCAAGUCAUCAAACAGGUCACAGGACACCCUCAGCAGGAACACUGUGCUCGUGGCUGGAGCUUCCUCAGCCUCCUCGCAGGCUUCUUCCCCCCGUCAACCACGCUGAUGCCCUAUGUGACCAAGUUUCUGCAGGACUCAGGCCCAAGCCAAGAGCUGGCCCAGAAAAGCCAGGAGCACCUCCAGCACACAGUCAAAUAUGGGGGGCGCCGGCGGCUGCCCUCUCUGGGUGAAAUUCAGGCUUUCCUGAAAGGGCAAGCAGUCCGCCCGCUUCUCAUUCACUUGCCAGGGGGUCUGGAUUACAAAACCAGUAUCCAGACUUUCACGGUGGCAGCAGAAGUGCUGGAGGAGCUGUGCCGGCAGAUGGGCAUCACUGACCCCCAGGAAAUGCAGGAAUUUGCCCUCUUCCUCAUCAAAAAGGAAGGCGAGCUGGUGCGGCCCCUGUGGCCCCACGAGUACCUCAACAGCGUGUUGGAUCAGGACGUGAGCCUACACAGCCAGCGGCUCAGCUGGGAGACCCAGCUGCACUUCGAUCACCCCACCUACAUCACCACCCACUACAAGCAGGUGCUGCGGGACUAUCUCCAGGGGAAGCUGUUGGUCAGUCCCCAGGCAAACGCCCAACUGGCCAGGCUGGCCGCCCUGCAGCACCGCAGCCAGACCCAAGAGGACCGGCUGUCAGAGCAAGACCUGUUGGCUUACUUGCCAAAGCCGCUGCAACGGUUAGUGAGCACGUCAACCAUAAAGAACCUGAUGGAACAGGAGUUGAGGUGGAUACAAGCAUGCAGCUCCCAAGAAGCACAGAUCAGCUUCAUUGAGGCUGUGAGCCAGCUGCCCCUCUUUGGCUACACCGUCUACGUGGUGUUGCGGGUCAGUCAGCUGGCCCUGCCCGGACCCAGCCUUCUGGGACUCAACCGCCAGCACCUCAUCCUCAUGGACCCCAGCUCCCAGAAAGUGUACUGCUCCGUCGCCCUGAAGGACCUGCAGAGACUCCACCUGCUGAGCCCCCUGGAGAGCGAUGGGCCCCCUGGCCUGGAACUCAACUACGGCUCUGCCGACAACCCCCGGACCAUCUGGUUUGAGCUGGUGAAGGCCCAGGAGCUGAAGCACACCAUCGCCUUCCUGAAGGACAGCGGCACUGCUUCCAACUAACGGCUGGCCUCACCCAAGAAGAGGGGGAGAGGGGAGGAGACGAGGAAGGGGCCCCUCCCACAUCCAAGUCUGACUGGGAGGGUCUCCCUUGGGUGCCAUGAGGCCAUUUUGGUUUGGACUCCACUCCCCCACCCCCGGCUGUUCUGGAACCUCCCACAGCACGGAGCUCCUGGCCCACGUGGAGGCCAUGAGGCAGGAGCUACUACGGUGACAUCAACUGGGAAAGAGAGUAGCAAGACUCCCCCCUGGGGGUUCCCGGAGUGGGGGCUGCAGGAACUCGCUUGGGCAGCUGAUGCUGCCUACCCUGGGGGAGAUGCCCGUAUGGCGCAGGCCCUGGCUCAACACCAGAACGAUCCCAGGCCUGGGAGAAGCAAAUGCUGAGGAAAUAAAACUCCCAAGAGAAAAA